AUGAAUUACUACAUGUCAUCUAGUGUUCACUGUUUACAAUACAAGUAUUGGAUAUAUGAAAAUAUAAGGAAAAUUUUUGUUAAUAAGUCUAAUAACAAUAGCGCUAAAGACACUAUUAAUGAAUUUUUGAGCUUACAAGAAAAUAUUUUUAAAAAAAGUAAUUUUAAGUGUAAUAGCGACAAAGGCGCUAUACAUAAGAAAUACAUUAAUUCUAUUAUUAAUCUAUAUGAUAAGCAUAAUCAAGCUAAAUGUUCUGAAGAAAAUUAUUGUUUUGACUAUGAUUGUCUAGAAUAUUUUAAGUAA
Molecule: messenger RNA, 303 nt
Organism: Plasmodium cynomolgi strain B
Lineage: Eukaryota; Apicomplexa; Aconoidasida; Haemosporida; Plasmodiidae
Exons: 2
Coding region: 1-303 (100 amino acids)
Source: RefSeq, a predicted model, not a curated record